CCAACUAAAUAUAUCAGGGCUGCAGAGAGGACGUGGUUGGCGUUUUUGAGGUGGUUUGGAUGCCAAAAUGCCAACCCUAGAUGACAUUUUAGAGCAUGUUGGAGAAUUUGACAGGUUCCAGAAGCAAACCUUUCUCGUCCUAUGUUUAUCUGCCUCCUUCACCCCAGUGUACGUGGGGGUCGUCUUCUUCGGGUUCACCCCUGAGCAUCGCUGCUCCAGCCCCGGGGUGGCUGAGCUGAGCCAGCGCUGUGGCUGGAGCCUGGAGGAGCAGCUGAAUCUCACAGUUCCCGAGUGGGAUGGCCAUGGGGCCAGCUUCAGCAGCCGCUGCAGGAGGUACGAGGUGGACUGGAACACAACAGGCAUCAGCUGCACUGACCCCCUGGGCAGCCUGGGGGGCAGUGGGAGCGCCGUCCCCCUCGGUCCCUGCCGGGAUGGCUGGGUCUACGACUCCCCAGGGAGCUCUAUCGUGACAGAGUUUGACCUGGUGUGUGAGGACUCCUGGAAGUUGGAUCUCUUUCAGUCUUCUGUGAACGCUGGGUUUUUUAUUGGGUCCUUAAACAUUGGCUACAUUGCAGACAGGUUUGGCCGUAAAUUUUGCCUUUUAACAACAAUUGUUGCAAAUAUUGUGUGUGGAAUCCUUCUGGUCUUCGUGCCCAGCUACCUGUGGAUAGUCAUCAUCCGGUUCUUGCAAGGGCUGGUCAGCAAGGGCUGCUGGACUGCAGGCUACAUCCUGGUGACGGAAGUGGUGGGCCCGCAGUACCGGCGGAUGGUGGGGAUCCUCUACCAGGCGGCUUUCUCCGUCGGCCUCCUGGUCUUCGACGGCAUCGCCUACGCCCUCCCUCACUGGCGGUGGCUGCAGCUCACUGUCACCCUGCCCACCUGCUUCCUCCUGCUCUACUACUGGUGCCUCCCAGAGUCUCCCAGGUGGCUGAUAUCUCAAGGAAAAAAUGACAAAGCUAUGAAAAUUGUCAGCAAUAUCGCUAAAAAAAAUCAGAAAAAGAUGCCUUCCCAUUUUAAGGAUAUUAAAUUUGAAGAGGAAGAUUGUGGAAAGCAGAAACCCUCGCUGAUGGACCUUUUCAGGACACCACAAAUAAGAAAAAACACGCUCAUUUUGAUGUACAACUGGUUCACGAGCGCCGUCCUCUACCAGGGGCUCAUCAUGCACAUGGGAAUGGCUGCUGAGAAUAUGUAUCUGGAUUUCCUCUACUCUGCACUCGUUGAGUUCCCAGCUGCCUUCCUCAUCAUCGUCACUAUUGACCGUGUCGGGCGGCGCUACCCCUGGGCCGUGUCAAACCUGGUGGCUGGGGCCGCCUGCCUUGCCACAGCCCUCCUCCCAGAGGACAUGCAUUGGUUGAAAGUGAUUACUGCUUGCAUUGGGAGAAUGGGAAUUACAAUGGCAUUUGAAAUGGUUUGCUUUGUAAAUACAGAACUGUAUCCAACUUAUAUCAGGAAUCUCGGGGUGAUGGUUUGUUCUUCUUUGUGUGAUAUUGGUGGAGUCAUCGCCCCAUUCAUUGUCUACAGACUGGUGGAGAUCUGGCACGAUCUGCCACUGGUUGUCUUCACUGUGCUUGGUCUGAUUGCGGGUGGACUGGUGCUGCUUCUGCCUGAAACUAAAGGAAGAGUUUUGCCUGAGACUGUGGAGGAUGUUGAAAACUUUCACAGGAAAAGUGCUCCAACAGCCAAAAAAAUCUAUCUCCGUGUGCAAGGAUCAGAAGCACCACAAGGCUGAAGAAGGUGUAACUCUUGCUGGGCAUUCUGCUUUAGGGCAGUAGCACAGAAAUGCCACUUAGAAUAAAUACUCUCUCAAAAGUCUUGUCUCUCUCA
Messenger RNA from Passer domesticus (house sparrow), 1824 nucleotides. RefSeq names its product solute carrier family 22 member 2-like. The record is from RefSeq and is a predicted model, not a curated record. The coding region runs from base 68 to 1729 and encodes 553 amino acids. Lineage: Eukaryota; Metazoa; Chordata; Aves; Passeriformes; Passeridae. The transcript has 11 exons. Gene Ontology annotation, biological process: transmembrane transport. Gene Ontology annotation, cellular component: membrane.